Oncorhynchus kisutch (coho salmon) is the source of this 3825-nucleotide messenger RNA. RefSeq names its product nuclear pore complex protein Nup93. Gene Ontology annotation, cellular component: nuclear pore. NCBI's taxonomy places the organism in Eukaryota, Metazoa, Chordata, Actinopteri, Salmoniformes, Salmonidae. Bases 145 to 2607 code for a protein of 820 amino acids. The record is from RefSeq and is a predicted model, not a curated record. The transcript has 21 exons. Gene Ontology annotation, molecular function: structural constituent of nuclear pore. Gene Ontology annotation, biological process: protein import into nucleus; poly(A)+ mRNA export from nucleus.
CAAUCACCGUAGACCUCAGAAGUGCCGGGGUAAAAUGUAUGUACGACGGGGGGGAAAAAUGAGAUAAGCGCAAAAUAACUGUUAUAACUAUUAGUUGUGGAACAAGGGAAAGGAUCAUUUGCUAUCUAGGCUUCUUUGGUUGCCAUGGAAGCGGAGGGCUUUGGAGAACUCCUGCAGCAGGCAGAGCAGCUUGCAGCAGAGACUGAGGCCGUGUCUGAGCUUCCUCAUGUUGAGAGGAACCUUCAGGAGAUCCAGCAGGCUGGAGAGAGGCUACGCUCCCGCACCUUAACUCGAACAUCACAAGACACUGCUGACGUGAAAGCGUCCAUCCUCCUUGGGUCCAGAGGCCUGGACAUCUUCCACAUCUCCCAGCGUCUGGAGAGCCUGAGUGCUGCCACCACCUUUGAACCUCUAGAGCCAGUGAAGGACACUGACAUCCAGGGCUUUCUGAAGAAUGAGAGGGACAAUGCGCUGCUCUCUGCCAUCGAGGAGUCACGUCGCAGGACGUUCCUCUUGGCAGAGGAGUACCACCGCGAGUCCAUGCUGGUUCAGUGGGAGCAGGUGAAGCAGAGAGUACUGCACACCCUGUUGGGAGCAGGGGAAGAUGCUCUGGACUUCAGCCAAGACAUAGAGCCCAGCUUUGUGAGUGACGCAGGAGUUCCUGGACGGAGUGCUCUUGACAGCGUGGAGGUGGCCUAUGGACGACAGAUCUAUGUUUUUAAUGAGAAGAUAGUGAAUGGACAUGUCCAGCCCAACCUGGGAGACCUCUGUGCCUCAGUGGCAGACAGCCUGGAUGACAAGAAUGUGUCGGACAUGUGGUUAAUGGUGAAGCAGAUGACAGACGUGCUGCUGGUCCCAGCCAAAGACACGCUGAAGAGCCGCACGGCCUUGGACAUGCAGAUGGCUUUCGUCACGCAGGCCCUGCAGUUCCUGCAGAACAGCUAUAAGAACUACACCAUGGUGACGGUGUUUGGGAACCUGCACCAGGCCCAGCUAGGAGGAGUCCCUGGCACCUAUCAGCUGGUGCGCAGCUUCCUCAACAUCAAACUGCCAGGGCCUCUGCCAGGCAUGCAGGAUGGUGAGGUGGAGGGUCACCCAGUCUGGGCUCUGAUCUACUACUGCCUGCGCUGUGGGGACCUGGGGGCUUCCAUGCAGGUGGUGAACCGGGCUCAGCACCAGCUGGGAGACUUCAAGACCUGGUUCCAGGAGUACAUGAACAGCCCUGACAGACGCCUGGCCCCCGCCACAGAGAACAAGCUGCGUCUCCACUACCGCAGAGUGCUGAGGAACUGUGCUGACCCCUACAAGAGGGCCGUCUACUGCCUCAUCGGGAAGUGUGACAUCGCAGACAAUCAUGGAGAGGUGGCCGACAAGACCGAGGACUACUUGUGGCUUAAGCUCAACCAGGUGUGCUUCGAUGACGACGGCAGCAGUGCUCCUCAGGAUAGACUGACAUUGGCCCAGCUACAGAAACAGCUUCUAGAGGACUACGGAGAGUCCCACUUCUCGGCCAGCCAACAGCCGUUCCUGUACUUCCAGGUGCUGUUCCUCACGGCCCAGUUUGAGGCUGCUGUGGCCUUCCUGUUCCGGGUGGAGCGUCUACGCAGUCAUGCAGUUCACGUGGCUCUGGUUCUCUAUGAGCUACGGCUGCUGCUCAAGUCAUCAGGGCAGAGCGCACAACUGUUGAGUCAGGAAGCUGGGGACCCCCCUAUGGUGCGUCGGCUCAACUUCAUCCGUCUGCUCAUGCUCUACACGCGCAAGUUUGAGUCCACAGACCCCCGGGAGGCUCUACAGUACUUCUACUUCCUACGGAAUGAAAAAAACAACCAAGGAGAGAACAUGUUCAUGUGCUGUGUUAGCGAGCUGGUGAUUGAGAGUCGAGAGUUUGACAUGCUUCUAGGAAGACUGGAAAAAGAUGGCAGCAGAAAGCCUGGAGUGAUUGAUAAAUUUGCCGGAGACACUCGAGCCAUUAUCACAAAAGUGGCGCUGGAGGCUGAGAACAAGGGCCUGUUUGAGGAAGCAGUAAGACUGUAUGAGCUGGCCAAGAAUCCAGACAAGGUCUUAGAGCUGAUGAACAGGCUGCUGAGUCCUGUUAUCGCCCAAGUCAGCGCUGCCCAGUCCAACAAGGAGAGACUGAAGAACACUGCUGUUGCCAUCGCCGAGCGGUACCGGACCCAGGGUGUUGCUGGAGAGAAGUCUGCAGACAGCACCUUCUACCUGCUGCUGGACCUCAUGACCUUCUUUGAUGAGUACCAUGCUGGAAACAUAGACCGGGCCUACGAUGUGAUGGAGAGACUGAAGCUGGUCCCUCUGAGUCAAGACAGUGUGGAGGAAAGGGUUGCUGCAUUUCGCAAUUUCAGUGAUGAGGUCAGGCAUAAUCUGUCGGAGGUACUCCUGGCCACCAUGAAUAUCCUGUUCACGCAGUGCAAGCGCCUGAAGGGGGCCGCAGCAGGAACCCCUGGUCGACCACAGAGGUCCAUGGAGGACAGAGACUCGCAGCUGCGCAGCCAAGCCCGUGCACUGAUCACGUUUGCUGGGAUUAUCCCGUACCGCAUGGCAGGCGACACCAAUGCCCGGCUGGUGCAGAUGGAGGUCCUGAUGAACUGACCCCAAAAUACCUUCAAGCCCCAGCCAUACCCACCCUUUUCAUCAACUGUCAGAUUUUGUUUUGCUUCGUCCCCAUUUUAUGUUACUUUGUCCUUAUUUGUUGCUCCAUAUUUGUAUUUUUUUUCCAAAAAAUUUAAUAAAAUGUCAGUUAAAUUUAAUUUCUUACGCAUUCAUUUCAUUUGAUUAAUUUGCAUUUAGUAUUUCAGUUUGCUUGUUUAUUUUAUUAUUAUGCAUCAUGGUCAUCUAUACAAUUAUUAGUGGUUUGAGUCCUACCUGGAUUUAAAGAAAGCUGAAGGAAGUACUGUUAGAAUCAUUUGGAAUUAUUGAUUUUGAAACUGGCAGCUAAUACGAUUUUGUGGGUGCUAGAACGACAAUUCAGCACCCACUGUGUAAUCUGUAAAUUGGUCAAACUGCACACCCACACAUACAAAAUUGUAUCCCUGCUGGUGGUUAUAAGGAAUUGAUGAUAUAUGAUGAUGAUAUACCAAUCUUUGCUAUUAGUUAUACAUGAUUGAUUUGCUUAGAAAGGUAUGUUUCUUUGGAUAACAUCUCCCCUUUUUAUGACUACACUAUCAGCAGCUGAAGAAAUACUACUCUUGAGUAGGUGAGAGGAACUGUAUUGAAAGUACAUUGUGACGGGCCCUAUCAUGUAUGACACUGCUACACUUAUUGGCAGAUGGUUAGAAGGGAAGGAAAUGCCCUGAGAGAACACAGAUGGGAGUCUGCUUGGCUGCACUAGAUUGUCGAGAAGCCUUUCCUCUCAAACUGAUUCCAUUGUCACCACAGGGGACUUGUCUUCAUUAUGGAGAGAACCAAAUUGACUGUGCGGGCUCUUUUCAUGUAGUUUUUUAACUUCACUCACAGCCCUUAUCAUGAGUUCUGCAGACAAUGCCCUUGCUACGCACCACAUCUGCUCUGGUGAAGAUCAGUCUGGUGCUCUGUGGAAAAGACAUGGACCGUCUGCCAAGGUGGAUCCACUCUCAGGUGUGUGUGCUGCAGCUGGUGUUGUGAAUCAGGCCGAUGCCACACACCUGCUAUAACCCGGCUAUUUCACAACACCAGGGUGGCACUGCACCACUGCCAACGAGAUGCCAAUGGGCAAGCAGCAGAAGCAGCUUUGAGGAGCGGAAGAGUUCCUACGGUUCACCUGAUGAAAUGUCUGCAGUGAUUUUAAAUUCAAUGUCGUGUAAAAGCAUUUGAUUAAACCUUUUUUCCUGA